GUUCGUCCUAAGGGGCUGCAAACCCUUCAGCUCCUUGGGCCCUUUCUCUAGCUCCUCCAUUGGGGACCCUAUGCUCAGUACCUUCUUGCUGCUCUUAUCACCUCAACUGUAACAUUUCUCCCAAUCCAAAUUGUCUGUUGUACUCUCUUCAAAGAAUGUAAAUUUCCAGAUUUCUGCUGGAGUAGGAAUGGAGAGGGAUUUGUGACAUGCCAUAGAGAAACCAACUAGGGAUCUAAGCUUGUCUUCAGUGUUCACUUUAGUUCUAUGGCCUCACUAUUUAACUAGCCAUGUCCAGAUUUCAUCUCCUUCAGGAAUUCAGUAGUAUAAAUGAAGUUCCAUUUCAUUUUACUUCAUUGAGCUUUCAUGUUUAGCUGUUUUAACUGGCUGUAUAGCCUUUUGAAUCUGUAGAUUUAUAUCAUGAAAAUAAGAGAACUUUUGUUGUAGUUUUAAUGGAAUUUUGAGAGGAAUUAAAAGUCUUAACUGGCCAUUUAUCCUCAAAAGCCUCCAUUUGUUCUUUUGGUUUUUUUUAAAAAAAAGAUUUAUUGUGUAUAUAUACCUAAAUAUAUGUAAAUAUGUACAUACAUAUAAAUAAGCAUACCACACGUAUGCAAGCUCCCAGAGGCCAGAAGAGAGCAUCAUAUCCCUUGAGCCAUCCCAGGAAGUUAGGAUUGCCAGAUAUGCUUGUUGGGAGCCAAACCCAGGUCUUCAGCAAGAGCAGCAAGUUCUCCUUAACUGCUGAGUCACCCCUUCAGGCCCUUUAUUUGUUUAAAAGAUGAGGCAUGAAAUUCUAAGAGAUGACUUGAUUUUCCCAAUGUCACAUUUUCCAUUAUUUAUUUGCAUUAUAACAACCACCUCACAGUUUAGUAAUUAUUGGAAGGGAAUCAUUUUUUCCCCUGAGCAUUAUCUGAGGUGGCUUGAACAAUAGGAACCUAGCGUGACCUCUGAGGGCUUGCUGAACAUUUAUGUGUCUGGAGUCUUAGACUAUAGAUGGGACUGGGACUAGGCACCUACCUGUGGCCUUUUUAUGUGGCUUCCUAACUUCUGUACAGCAUAAUGACUGAAUUACAAGACUGAAUAUCCCCAAAGACGAAGCCAAACAAGACUUGCAUGGCUUUUUAUAGUCAAGUCAUGACUUGUACCAAGUUUUAUUAUCAGGGAUUCAUUAAGACUGGCUCAUAUUCAAAAAGAUGGCAACUAGACUCCUUCUUUUGACUGAAGAAAUAUCAAAGAACUUAUGGGCAAAUUUAAAAACUACCAUAUAUGUGAAUGUAAUAUGUAGAUCCAGGAAAAGACAAUAGGACUUUUGAUUUUUCCAAAGCUGCCCUUGGAGCAUGCUGUAGAACAGGGCCCCAUACCUGAAAGAAAGCUUUUAGAUAACAUGCACAUUUUACUUUUCUUUGCUACUUCAGCUUCUUUACAGCAGGUCAUGAUAUUCAUCUCACUGAUGAGAGGUUUUUAUUAUUAUUAUUAUCAUUAUUUGACUGUUUUGUAAGUCCUGUCUACUUUGUUUUUAUGUUGGAACAGAAAAUAAGAUGAGUGUUGUGACCUCGGUUUCUUCAAAACACAGAACUGUUCUUGAAAUGUGUUUUCAUGCUCCUCCCAGGUGUAGCAGAGUUCACUUCAGCGGCUGUUACUCAUAUGCCUGUCUUAGUUAGGCUUUCUGUUGCUGUGAUGAGACCCAGGACAUGGCAACUCUUACAAAGGAAAACAUUUAAUUGGAGUUGGCUGACAGUUCAGAGGUUUAGUCCGUUUUCAUUAUGGCAGAAAGUGUGGUGGGCAUACAGGCAGUCAUGGCACUAGAGAAGUAGCUAGUAGUUCUACAUCUGGGUCAGCAGGUAACAAGAAGAGAGUGAGACCAUGGGCUUGGCUGGAGCAUCUGAGACCUCAGUGCCUACUCCCAAUGAUAUACUUCCACCAACAAGGCCACAUCUCCUAAUAGUGCCAUUCCCUACGAGGGCCAUUUUCAUUUGAACCACCAUAGCCUCUAUGAAAAAACAUUUUGGCCUGUCUUUGUGAUUGUACACUUUACUUGGGUGACUCUUCUUAACGCUUAGAGUAUAAUCGUCUGAUGUUCUGUAAAAAGUUGCCUAUUGCAUUAAACAUCAGACCCCUCAUUUUUAGGCCCCAUUUUCCCAGGCUCACACUGAAACUAGAGCAGUAACAGAUAUUUACAAUAUAAAAAAUCCCAAAGAGCUGAUAGCUUAAGCAAAGAAAGGGUGAGGUACUCCCACUCAAGCAGUCCAUUCAGUUACACCCUCAGGUUGAUCUUUCAAGUUCUCUGCAACCUUAGGAAUGACUGACCAUUUCAAUAAUUUUAUAUCAAAGCUAAUGUUCUAAGAGCCUCAGUGACUAAGGUCAACAGAGUAACUCAGCAAGCAAUAGAUUAAGCUCCUGAUUUUUCAAGGCUGGGACUUUUUUAUGAAACUUAGGGUAUGAUGUUUUGCAGUUGUGUAUUAAAAGCAACAACUGUGUCAGUACUUCCUUGUCAGCAGCACAUAGACCUGGGUAGUUUCUCUUGAACAGACAAUCUACAUAGAUACUUUUGUUUAUCUCUGAGCCACUGUUACUAUAUUUGAGAGCUAUGCAGGAACAGUCUUUAUAUAACCAACCAAAAUGUCAGUUUUCAUUUUGAUUAUUACAGUUGUAGAAAGCUACGUAUACCAUUUUCAACCAGAGUCAACCCAUAAAUAGUGAGAAGGCAAAAUCUUGUAAUAAUCUCACACCUUCAUACAUAACUAUAUUAUAAUCUACACACAUCCUAAUAUACUGCCUACCAGCCCUCGUCACAGUUGUAUUCUUCUUACGUUGGUUUCAAGUGUUUUACUUAAUGUUUCUAAGCAACAAGCUAAAAUAGGCAGCAGUUUAUUAAAAGGAAGGAAAAUUAUUACUGCUUAUCAAUUUAGCACAGAGUGUUCCAAGUAUUGACUGAAUGAAACCUAAAUGGCAUAUUUUCACAAAUGUAUUUUUGCUUUUUUUUACUGUAUUACAAUAUCCUUAUAUUGCAGCUGCAUAUGUCAGAAUGAAGAUUUUCCUGUUUUACUUAUGAUAUUGAUAUGAGGUUUAAUUAAUCACCAUAGUUAUUGGUUCUCUCAUUUGAGUUGAACUUUAAUAAAAGCCAUCUGUGAGAAAAGGCAGAAAACCAUUCUCUAGAAACAAUGCUUUGGACACUCUGAAGUUCAUUGGCACCCUUGUCAGGAUGCAGGACACCUGGGUCCCUGGCACACUCCCCUUGAUCUUUGGCCUGCUUUCCAGUCUCCAACCAACUGUAAACACAUGUGACAUCUUAAGCUGCCCCGAAGGAUUCAUGUGCUGUGAAAAUGAAUGCUGCCUACAAAGAAACAUCUGGGAUCCUGCAAAGGACCCAUUCAGGAUCUUGUUCAUCCUGACAUGCAUCAUUUUUCCUCUUUUGUGCAUCUGUGGGCUUCAUCACUACCUUCUCACUUCACAUUACUGA
Molecule: messenger RNA, 3454 nt
Organism: Mastomys coucha (southern multimammate mouse)
Lineage: Eukaryota; Metazoa; Chordata; Mammalia; Rodentia; Muridae
Product: transmembrane protein 92-like
Exons: 2
Coding region: 3197-3454 (85 amino acids)
Cellular component (GO): nucleoplasm
Source: RefSeq, a predicted model, not a curated record